CUUUAUGCGUAGCUCCCUUAGGUUUCGUUCUGAAACAAAAGAUACUCUGGCCGCCGAGGCAUGCAGUCUACGACAACACUUGUUGCUGAUGGAGUCUGACCAUGGAUGAGGGGGUUGAUCCCGAAGGCGAAAAUGUGAACUCAGUCUUGGCUCAGGAAUCCUCAGAACUGCUCCGCAUCCUUAGCGGUCAGUCACCCGCAGUCAUCAUGACAUUGUGCCAGAUGAUGCCCAGCAAUGCCGGUUGGAACAUCAACCUGGCCUUCAGUAGCCCCUCUGCAGCAGCAGUAACGGAACACAUCCAAGCUGUGUUAGAGUACUUCAAGGUGGCCAACACUGCAGAUUGCUGCAACUUCCUUCAGAGCAUGUGUAUCCUGUGUGAGGACAUCCCCAUGCACCUGGAGUCCAGGCUCAUGUCAUUGGCUGGAUGUGAAAACAGUGUUUGUGAACAUUCCAGUCCCAGUGUCACGGAUGGGAAGUCGUCAUCGCCGCCUUCAGAGCAGCUCAUCAAACGCCCACGGAUUGAUUACUGGACGCAGUACAUUGCUGCAGUGACGCAUUUACUGCAGAGGAGGUGGGAGCGACUCAGUGAGCGCCUGGUGAGUGAGGUCCAGCUGGAGAAUGUGUGGGUCACGCUAAGAACAGUAAACAGAGCUAGGGACAGACCCGAUCAAACCCCUGGAUCAGCAGACAAAGGGGGCAGAACACCAGAGCCUGAUGGGGAUUAUGGGUCUAUGGAUUCCAGAGUGACAUUGGAGACCUUCCUCCAGGGAUGUGCAGGGAAGGUGACAGUUCUGGUUGGCCCGGCUGGAUCAGGAAAAACUCUGCUGAUGUCUUGUUUAGGACAACAGUGGGCACAUGGACUAGGCCCUAUCCCUUCAUCUUACCUGUUUGUCCUGCUGGAGUUUCGUCAGCUCAAUGUACUGUCCCACCCUCUCUCCCUGUCUGAGCUGCUAUUCCGAUACUAUGUCCCCAUGCAAGAGGGUGACCACAAAAAGGAAGCCAUUGUGGAUUACCUCCUUUCCAAUCCAGACCAAAGCUGUUGGGUGCUGGAUGGCUAUGACGAGUUUCACAGCAAACUCACCAAACAAGAUGGGAAGAUAGAGCUAUUGGACCCAGAAAAGCCUUUGCCUGUAGCAGACCUCAUAUCAGGACUGUUAAAUCGUCAUUUUCUCCCAGGAUGCACUGUGAUGGUCACCUGUCGUGUACGCGAUGUCCUCGAUUUGGAAGGCAUAUCAGAUAAAGUCGGGCAGCUGCUGGGUUGGGACUGCCAUGAGAUCAAGGAGUAUGUGGACAACUUCUUUGGUAAAAAAUGUCACUCAGCAAACAGAGCUCUUGGGGUGCAGGCAGCAGAACUCCUUCUUUCCAGUCGACACCUACUCGCCAUGUCAUCCCUCCCUGCUCUCUGCAACAUCUGCUGCAUCUGUCUGGAGCAUUUACUGCUGCAAAGUAGAGACUCAGGAAGGACGCAGAUACCAAAAGAAAGAGGAAGUGAGACAAGGAGACAAGCCGGAGAAAAAGAAGAAAAUGGAGUACAGGUUCCACGAGGAGGAAGAGGAGAAGAGGGCAGUAGAGGAGGGAGUUAUGUGCAAAGGGAAAAUCAAGGCGGAGGGAGUGAAGACGUAAUGAUGGAUGGAACAAACAGAGCCCAGCUACCUCUCACACAAGCCCAGAUACCCUCCACCCUCACCCAGGUCUACCUAACUGUUCUCGGUGCCUUUCUGAGCCAUGACCUUGAUACAACAGGAAACAGUGACGAUUUGAAUACCAUGAGACUUCCACAGAGUAUUCUGAGUCAGCAUCGAUCUGAGUUGUGCGAGCUGAGUCAGCUGGCCUGGAAUGGCUUAGAGGACAGCAAGAUCCUCUUCAUGGAAGAAGACAUUUCUCAGGAUGUUUUGGAGUUUUCAAUCAGGACAGGGCUCUUCUCACAGGUGGAGCUCAGACGUGAGGAUGGGAUACCUGUCAACUCCUACUGCUUCACUCAUCUGACCUUACAGGAGUUUUUGGCUGCACUCAGAAUCAUGACAAGUUCUGAUGUUAGUGACACGCAGCUCAAGAAGAGAUUCAGCCUGAGAACUCGCUGGACGACCAAGUCAGACCAGAGGAAAGUCUUUACUGACUCCCUGCAUCUGUUUGUAUGUGGUCUGGCCUCCCCAUACUGCACUCCAGCCUUAGUUCAAUUAGCCAGGACCCCUGGUGGAACAGGAGGCCAAAAUUGGGUCCAAAAAAGACAAACCCUUGUUCUGAAACUGCUAAAAAACCUUUGUCACAGCAACACCCUGACUGGACCAAAGAUAUUGGAGCUUUGCCACUGUGUUCAGGAGAGCCAGGACCACCAACUAGCUAAGCAGGUUGUGGGUAGGAGACCCACCUUGGAGCUGCGCAACAUCCGGCUACUACCUAAUGAUAUUGAUGCUCUGGCAUUUGUAGUUAACUCAGCAGGUGAUGAUGGCAUUGGAUUGGACUUUGGAGCAUGCUCAAUGGAGACUGAGUGUUUAGAUGUCCUGCCCAAGUGUCAGUACAUUCACUACCUCAGUUUUCGUGGCCGCAAGUAUGACGACAAGUUCGCUGAGAAGUUGUCCUCCAUUUUGCCAAAAUUCACAACCCUGAGGAAACUAGAGUUUUGUGGUGCCAGUCUGACUGCCACAGGAGCGGCUAGUUUGGCCUCUGCUCUACCGAGCUGUCCACACGUCACUGAAAUCAACCUGAGUGACAACAAUCUGAAAGACGGAGGGAUCAAACACAUAGCGGAUAUUUUUACCAAACAACCACGACUGGUUUUGGUGAAGUUUGGUCGAAACAACGCCUCUCUGGAAGCAGUGGAUUAUCUCAUCUGGAAAAUGUCUUCGUUCUUGAACAUCCAGCAGGUUCAUGCAGAUGGGAUGAAGGAAUUGUCAGUCACUUUCUCUCAAAACUCUGAUUUGAACAGCCAGAAAACGAAGUCUCAACCAACAAUCUGCUUGUUGAACCAGAAAUGGAGCAAGCCUAACAUGCAAAAACUUGCAAAGUCAUUGGCAUGUUGCUCCGCCUUGUCUGUCCUGGAUAUUUCUGGAGGCCACUUGGAUGUUGAAACUCUGAGGAUUCUGACUCAGUCUUUGCCGAAGUUCAACGUCACCAAACAGAUCAUUGCGAAUGACAGCUGCUUAACAGUGGAGGGUUUGGUGAUUCUGACCGCUCUGCUGUCUGAUUGUCCUGCUGUGGUGGAGCUUCAUAUCAGACUACAGAGUCCUGUUCAGGUGUCCAUAGUGUUUUCUGGAGGGAGAGAAAAAACGAAUGAAGUAUCUAAACUGCUCUGCCUCAGCUGCUGUGGUCUGCUGCCGACUCAUCUGGAGAGAGUGUGGAGGAGUUUGGGAACCUCCCCUGAUCUCACUUUGCUGGAUCUGUCCAGUAACUGUUUAGGCAACAAAGGUCUGAGGAAACUGUUGGACUUCCUGCCCCGUCUUAGUUGCAUCCAGGAAAUAAAUGCCAGCAACAAUGGGAUUGGCAUGGAAGGGGUAGUGAUGCUGGCUGGUGCUUUGUGCUCCCAUAACAACUUAACACAAAUCCACAUCAGGGAUGGAGACAGAGAGCAGGUGAUCCUGAAGUUCUGCCCUGACAAAAGGGAUGACAAACAGCAGAAAAAGAUGUUCAGGAUAAACAACAGCAGCCUCCUACCAUCCAAUGUAACCACACUAUGUCAACGAUUGGGCCAGUGUCGCUCCCAUUUGGAGUUAGAUUUGUCUCACAGCUCAUUGACGGACAAGGCUAUCGAGAAUCUGCUGAAGGUCCUGCCCAAGAUGACGUCACUACAGAGACUCAAUGUCAGCCACAGCAUCACAUCCACCACUGGAGCACUGAUGUUGGUCAGAUGUUUGACUGUCAGUCAGCGAGUCACCUCAGUGGAGCUCAGGCCUCAGACUGAAUCCUUCAUCCAGUUUGACAGUGUGAAAGCAGAACAAGCCAGCUGCAGGUUAACUCAUUGUAGCCUGAAAGGAGAGAACUUGGAGAGACUGCUCGAGAUCCUACAGCAGGGUCCUCAACUGUCUAGCCUGGAUUUAUCAAGUAACCAACUGGAAGAUGAAGGAGUGAAGCAUUUUGUGGAUUGUCUACAAAAGCUUAAAAUCACCACCUAUGUAAAUUUGAGCAACAAUGGCCUGACGCAGCAGGGGCUGUUGGAUGUGACCAACACACUGUGUACCUGUGACAACGUCUCUGGUGUAGAAGUCAGUUUGGGAGCAGAGGAGAGGUGCCUUAUCUGGUUUACACAAUAUGAAGGUUGUGUAAAAACGCUGAGUGUCACAGAUAGUGGUUUGGAACGGGACCAUCUGGUCAGAUUAGCAGAGAUUGUGUCUGUCAGUCCCAGUCCAAUCAAACUAGAGUUGAAGAACAAUUUGCUGCAGUCGGUUCAGAUUGAAGACUUUGUGAAACUGUUAAACAGCAGUCAGAGAGGAUUCAGCAUCCGUAUUGAGGAACGUUGGAUCAGAUCUGAGGAAGCUGUUAGUUUGUUGUGCCGCUGUCUGGAUCUCAGCAGCAACAUACACACUAUCGGGGUUCACCACACCACGCUGCAUCUGUCUUUGAUGAAGUCCACUGAACUGACCUCAGUCAGCCUCAUUGACUGUGCAGUAGAGGGGUCUCACCUUGCAUCUAUGAAGAGCAUCAUCCUGAGGUGUCCUUUACUGACAGAGCUGGAUUUUUCCCACAACAGCCUGGGCAUAGAGGGAGCUGAGUUUCUCUGUUCUGUCCUGCCCUCGCUGCCAAAUCUCACUUCUCUCAGUAUUAGGUCCAAAGAGGCUUCUGUGACAUUGGUUGAGAAGCUGUCAGAGGCCUUGCUGCAGGCUACAGCCAUUCAGUGCUUAAAUCUGUCAGGUCAUGUGAUUAGUGACACAGCAGCCCAGAUUAUGACCAGAAUGUUGCCUCGCCUAAAAUCACUCAAUCUGUCUCACUGUGAGUGGUCAGCGUCUGGAGGGCUGCAGCUCAUCACAGUACUGAGAGAGUGUGUCAGUCUGGAGGGCCUUUGUCUGGACUGCUUGCAGCUGAACGAUGAGAGCAAGAUGUGCCUGGCACAAGCACUAAGGAAAAUCAACUCUAUACGCAGUCUCAAGUAAGAAACACCAUCUGGUCUACUGCAGCUUUCUCAUUAGAAUCUCUGACCUUUCUGUGUGAUUAUGAAGGAUAAUAGAGGGUAAUGCUGCCUGUUUAUAUACUCAUUAAGUAGUUAUCUAAUAUAUGGAGCUAAGCCUGCCAAGCUAUUUCAGACAGAUGCUUUUACAUUUACUACUACGGUUACACCGAUGCACUUUACUGACACAUAUCCAGAGCCUCUCUAAUAAUCGGGUCUAUUUAUGAUUUGCUGCUCCCACUUAACUGCCAAAGCUCACUCUCACUGCUCACAUUACAGCCCCUGUUACUGCCAGCAUGGCAUACCGGCUUGUCAUCGG
Anarrhichthys ocellatus (wolf-eel) is the source of this 5417-nucleotide messenger RNA. Its product is annotated as protein NLRC5-like. NCBI's taxonomy places the organism in Eukaryota, Metazoa, Chordata, Actinopteri, Perciformes, Anarhichadidae. The coding region runs from base 102 to 5084 and encodes 1660 amino acids. The record is from RefSeq and is a predicted model, not a curated record. Gene Ontology annotation, molecular function: protein binding. Gene Ontology annotation, biological process: positive regulation of MHC class II biosynthetic process; positive regulation of transcription by RNA polymerase II; positive regulation of MHC class I biosynthetic process. The transcript has 45 exons.